Messenger RNA from Formica exsecta, 2752 nucleotides. It is a transcript of the gene Plap, whose product is annotated as phospholipase A-2-activating protein. Lineage: Eukaryota; Metazoa; Arthropoda; Insecta; Hymenoptera; Formicidae. Gene Ontology annotation, biological process: ubiquitin recycling; proteasome-mediated ubiquitin-dependent protein catabolic process. The transcript has 6 exons. Gene Ontology annotation, cellular component: cytoplasm; nucleus. Bases 144 to 2468 code for a protein of 774 amino acids. The record is from RefSeq and is a predicted model, not a curated record. Gene Ontology annotation, molecular function: ubiquitin binding.
CUCGGAUUGCAUCUGUCAUCAUGGCGCAACAGAGCGCGCGUGAAGCGAUAUUUAUGCGGGGCGUAUACGGACGUGUAGUCGCGCAAAAUUAACGUGUUUUGGCUUCGCCCGAGAGCGAAACGGGGAGACUGUGUUGUGCCAGCAUGGACAAGCAGCCGUACAAACUGAGCAGCGUGCUGCUAGGUCAUACCGGGGAUGUAAGAGCGGUGGCAACCUUCGCUGACGGUACCGUCGUGUCGGUUUCCCGGGACAAGACCGCGCGCGUAUGGAAACCGACCGGGAAGGAUAAUGAAUAUGAACAGAGCGCAAUAUUGACAGGUCACUCUAAUUUUGUCAGUUCAGUUUGCGUUAUAAACCCAUCAGAAAGUAAUCCCAAAGGUUAUAUCAUUACCGGCAGUAAUGACAGUACCAUAUGUGUCUAUAUGGCGGAUCAAACAGUACCUGUGCAUACAUUAAUGGCACAUCAGAAUACCGUGUGUAAUUUAAGGACUGGGAAGAAGGACAAUACGUUUCUUUCGAGUUCUUGGGAUCUCACUGCUAAGUUAUGGGAUAUAGGAAAUUUAAAUAAACCGCAAUUGGAUCUCACAGGUCAUACUGCCGCGGUAUGGUGCGUGGCAGACUUAUCGAGUGGCAAUAUAGUGACUGGAUCAGCCGAUAAGUUGGUAAUAGUGUGGGCAAGAGAUGGUUCGAUACAACAUAAAUUAACAGGACAUACAGACUGCAUUCGUGACAUAGUUGAUAUAAAAGAGGACGAGUUCCUAACUUGCGCCAAUGAUGCUACUAUAAGGCACUGGAACGCAAAACUUGGAACCUGUUUAGGCACUUAUUGCGGGCACGAGAAUUAUAUUUAUAGCAUAGCAGCCAUUCCGAAUGGCACAUAUGUUUAUUCAUCUGGAGAAGACAGAACUAUCAGAGUAUGGUACAAUGCAGAAUUGAGUCAAACCAUUGUUCUGCCGACGCAAUCGAUAUGGUGUAUUGAAUUGUUCUCAAACGGUGACAUAGUCGCCGGAAGUUCCGACGGUGCCGUUAGGAUAUUCUCGUCCGAUCCCGAACGAUACGCGAAUUCGGAGACACUGCAAGCGUUUGAGAAGGAAGUGGCAAAUACCACUCUGAAUGCAGAGCAAGUAAUUGGAGACAUCAACAUAAAAGAUUUACCAGACUCAAAAGUUCUUCUACAACCUGGCCAACGAGAUGGUCAAACAAAGAUUGUAAAUGAAGGGGAUGCAGUUAGAGCGUAUAGUUGGUCGCAAAGUGAACAACGGUGGAUAAAAAUUGGCGAUGUGAUGGGAGCAUCCGGCAGUACCGCGGCUACAUCCGGAAAACAACUCUAUAAUGGCAUAGAAUAUGAUUAUGUUUUUUCGGUUGAUAUACAAGAUGGCGUGCCACCUUUGAAACUUCCAUAUAACAAAGGUGAAGAUCCCUGGCAUGUUGCACAAAAGUUCCUUCAUGACAAUAAUCUCAGUCAAUUAUUUUUAGAUCAGGUUGCAAAUUUUAUAGUAAAGAAUUCUGAGCCAGCUCCAGUUUUGUCUACUGGAUCUCAAUAUGUAGAUCCUUUUACAGGAGGAAACAGAUAUGUUCCUGGAUCAGGAACAUCGUCCAGUACGCCCGAUGUUACUGUGCAAUCUUCGAUGUUUAGUUCUUCCAAUACGUCUGCAUCACCUUCCUAUAUACCUCACUUGAAGUAUUUAAAGUUAGAACAAGCAAAUAUGUCUGCCAUUUUCGAAAAAUUAAACGAAUUAAACGUUAAACAAGAAAGUAUGUAUAAAAUACCAGAGGAGAAACUAGACGCGAUAGGAAAACUCGUAGGCGGUCAAGUGUCCGAAGAAGUUAAGGCCAGUGCUAUCAGUGCACUAAAGAAUCUUCUAGAUUGGCCGAACGAUACAGUGUUCCCAGCGCUAGAUAUAGCGAGACUUGCUGUGCUUCACAAGGAAAUAAACAAUCAAUUGUGUACAGAGGAACUGUUGCCAGUCAUAGAAAGGCAUAUCAAACCUGAUGCAACUCCGUCGAAUCAAAUGCUCACCUUUCGACUAAUAGCCAAUAUGUUCCAACACGAAAAGGGAGAGAAACUUUGUCUCGAUCAUCGGGAUGAGAUAUUGAAGUCUCUGCUGAAUCUGCAAUCUUUUGGAAAUAAAAAUAAUCAAGUCGCAAUAUCGACGUACAUCUUAAAUCUGAUUGUAGCAUUAAAUAAGUAUAAUGAUAUGCCUGCUAGAACGAGAGCGCUAAAUGUAUUAUUUGCCAUGUUACCCCGUUUGAAUGAGCCUGAAGCAAUAUUCAGAGCUUUAGUUGGACUGGGAACGCUAUUAGCUGCUACACCAGAUCCUAGUGAUCGUAACGAACUAAUUAGCGCUGUGCGACAAUCAGAAACUGCUUUGAACGUUCUUAGAACUCUGUCGGAAAGCGGGACCGAUAUCAGUACGACAAACAAAUUGGUAAACUGUUCCAAGCAAAUUAUCGAUUUGAUUAUUUAAUACGCUUACGAAUGGUUGGAACACGCUAUUUAUACAACUGUUACGAAAAUAAGCUUUAUUAAACGGAGGAAGAGAUUGAAAAGAUUAUAUAAUAAUUAAUGCAAAUGAUUACUACAAAAUAAAAAAAAAAAUUUAAGAUGCACCAAUAUAUAGCUUUGGUAAACGCAAUUGAAAGUGCGAAGUAAAAGUAAGUUUGUGCACAUAUAUGCAUGUUUUGUAGUUUGGUUAUUCAAUCCAUAAAAUAUAGUAAGCAAAAAUAAAAAUACAUUUUUUCAUAUGACUAA